AUGGGGGAGUCUAUCGAUCGCAUCGACACCGUUCCUGGCGUCGCGCCGGCAAAGGAGCUCUGGAGACAUCCAGACCCUGCGUCCACGCCCAUGUGGAAGUUUCUCCAGACGGUGAACCAGAAGCACAAUCUGCGUCUCAAUGGAUACCCGGACCUGUACAAGUGGUCCGUCGACAACGUCGCCCAGUUCUGGGACGAGGUGUGGCAGUUUGUCGGCAUCGUCAGCUCCAAGCCGUAUUCUUCGGUUCUACCACCGAAUGCGCCCAUGUUCCCUCGCCCCGACUUCUUCUCCGACUCCCUCCUCAACUUUGCCGAGAACCUCCUAUUUCCUCCCACUGCAGAGCCUCUCGAUCCCAACUCCACCGCUAUCAUCACCACCACCGAGCUUCCAGGCGAUUUGCGCUCAACUACCUGGGGUGAACUGCGCGAGGCUGUCCGCCAAUGCGCCAAUGCUUUGCGCGCUGCCGGGCUAAAGCCCCACGAUAUUGUCGCCGGUUACGUAUCCAACCAUGUAGAGGCUGUGGUUGCAAUGCUGGCUGCCGCUUCUAUAGGCGCGAUAUGGACGGGUAUCAGCCCUGAUAGUGGCGUCUCUGCCGUCUUGGAUCGAUUGAGCCAGAUUGGACCUCGUGUCCUAUUCGCAGACAACGGCACCGUUUACAAUGGCAAGGAGUGGUCAAGCACAUCCAAGACAAAUGACAUUGUCGCGGAGCUCAGCAAGAUGGGCUUGGAGCAGGUUGUCGUCAUCAACAAUAUCAAGGGCGAGCUUGGCAUCGAAGACAUUGAGGCUCACGGCGUCAAGGCUAUUGAAUACCAAGCGUUCCUCGCCAGCGCAUCUUCAGAGAAUCUCAAAUUCGAGCAGCUGUCGCCAUCACAUCCACUCUACAUCCUCUACUCCAGCGGGACUACUGGACUUCCCAAGGCCAUUGUCCACACGGCCCUGGGAACGCUCAUCCAGCACAAGAAGGAGCACGUGCUGCACUGCUCAUUGACCCCUGCGUCGAGCAUGCUCUACUACACAACUACUUCCUGGAUGAUGUGGCACUGGAGCAUCGGAGCGCUUGCUGCUGGAGCCAAGCUGAUUCUGUACUCGGGAUCGCCCUUCCGACCCAACGGGUACAUGUCUCUUCCUCGCGUGCUGUCGGAUCUCAAGGUCACUCAUUUCGGCACCUCAGCGGCCUACCUCACGGCCUUGGAGGCCAACAGCGUCUAUCCUAUUCGCGAUCCCAGCAUUGAUUUGUCUCAUCUUGAAGCCAUCUACUCCACUGCAUCACCACUGCCUCCAUCCACCUUUUCAUUCGUUUACGAAGCCUUCCCCAAGAACAUUAAUCUCGGCUCCAUCACUGGCGGCACCGACAUCAUCUCCCUUUUCGGUGCCUCUUGUCCUCUACUUCCCGUACGUGUUGGCGAAAUCCAGUGCGCCGGCCUCGGUAUGGCCAUCAGAGUUGUCGACUCUGUCACCGGAGAAGAAGUGCCCGCAGGAGAGCCGGGUGAUCUGGUCUGCGUCAAGCCUUUCCCCUGCCAGCCCCUGACUUUCUUCGGCGCCACUGGCAACGACAAGUACAAGGCCGCCUACUUUGAGCGUUUUGAGGAUGUCUGUGGGGUCAAGGGUGCGGUAUGGCAUCACGGCGACUUUGUCAAGAUUCCCGAUGCCAAGACGGGCGGUCUUCUCAUGCUGGGACGAUCUGAUGGUGUCCUGAAGCCUGCUGGUGUGAGAUUUGGCUCAGCCGAGAUUUACAACAUCUUGAUUCGGUUCUUCGCCGCCGAGGUGGAAGAUGCUGUCUGCGUGGGCCGCCGACGGGCCACGGACACUGACGAGACAGUGUGUCUCUUUGUGGUCACGACGCCGGAGCACAAGUUCGACGAUGAUUUGAGAAACAGGAUCAAGCAGAAGAUUAAGAGCGAGCUCAGCCCGCGUCACGUCCCGGGUGUGGUGGAAGAAUGCGGAGGCGGCGUGCCCAAGACGGGGAACGGUAAAAAAAUCGAAGUUGCUGUGAAGCAGAUCCUUUCAGGCAUGGCGGUCAAGACGAAUGCCAGCGUGGCCAACCCUGAGGCUUUGGAGUGGUUCAAGCAGUGGGCAGAGGCCAAUUAA
Trichoderma gamsii is the source of this 2088-nucleotide messenger RNA. Its product is annotated as acetoacetate-CoA ligase. The coding region runs from base 1 to 2088 and encodes 695 amino acids. Gene Ontology annotation, cellular component: cytosol. The transcript is spliced from 3 exons. Gene Ontology annotation, biological process: lipid metabolic process. NCBI's taxonomy places the organism in Eukaryota, Fungi, Ascomycota, Sordariomycetes, Hypocreales, Hypocreaceae. Gene Ontology annotation, molecular function: acetoacetate-CoA ligase activity. The record is from RefSeq and is a predicted model, not a curated record.